This is a messenger RNA of Contarinia nasturtii (swede midge), 1283 nucleotides long. Its product is annotated as alpha-tocopherol transfer protein-like. The transcript is spliced from 7 exons. The coding region runs from base 160 to 1059 and encodes 299 amino acids. The record is from RefSeq and is a predicted model, not a curated record. Lineage: Eukaryota; Metazoa; Arthropoda; Insecta; Diptera; Cecidomyiidae. Gene Ontology annotation, molecular function: phosphatidylinositol bisphosphate binding. Gene Ontology annotation, cellular component: membrane.
CAACAUUAUUCGCACAUUCAACAAGUUACUGUUGAGCUGUUCAGACUUGUUUAUAAAUCUUUUAAAACUUGAAGUGACUGAAUUUUGUCUGAAUUAUUUCGAAGCAAUUAUUAAGCAGUUUUUUUUCUGAAGUAGUAAUAAAGAAGAGAAAUUGUAACGAUGAGUUUGAAACUUGCUUGUUGUGAAGAUCAAUACAAAAAAUUUCCACAGCUGGACCGCGAUGAAGUGUUGAAAUUGCAAGAUUGGCACGAAAAGCAGCCACAUCUUCCAAAUAUUACAGAAUUGGACGCUAUAAUUUUUCUACAUGCAUGCAAUUAUAGUGUUGAAAAGGCAAAGAUAUGUAUGGAUACUUACUACACUAUUCGAACCCAUUGUCCUGAGUUCUUCGGUCAACGUGAUGUUAAUGGUCACGAUAUUACGGCUCAAAUGAAUAUUUUAGCAGUAGCACCACUUGAGGGCCUCACGCAUGAAGGCUAUCGCGCCAUUUUAUGUAAAUUAACGGAUUUCGAUGCAUCUAAAUAUAAUUAUGUUGAUUCAGCCAAAUUAUUUUCAAUGGUAGCCGAUUUACUGUUGGCCCAAGAUGGAAUUGCUGAAGGGCAUGCGAUUAUCAUCGAUAUGGAAGGAUCUACCCUAUCUCAUUUAGCUAAAGUGAACAUUUUGGCCAUGAAAAAGUUCAUGUUUUACAUUCAGGAAGCAUUGCCGGUUCGUUUGAGAGCAUUUCAUUUUAUAAACACAGUCCCAUUCAUGGAUAAAGUAUUGGCUCUAAUGAAACCCUUUAUGAAGAAGGAACUUUUAGAUGCGAUGCAUUUGCAUUCAUCAUUGGAUACAUUUGUAGAUAAGCAUGUACCUAAGAUGAUAUUGCCUAGUGAAUAUGGUGGUUCUGCUGGAACACUCAAAGAAUUUACGGAAAAAACAUACAAAGAAUUACGAGCCAAUCCCGAAUUUUUUGUAAAUGAGGAAAAAAAUAGAGUCGACGAAAAGUUGCGUCCAGGAAAACCAAAAACUGAAAGUGACCUAUUCGGAACCGAUGGCAAUUUCAAGCAAUUGCAAUUCGAUUAAAGUGUGAAAUUUACAUACAUUCUCAUAUUUGAAGCAAUUGUAAUAUUGUUCUACCAAAACUUCUAUUCACCGUCACCAUAUGAUAUUUAAAACACGAAUAUUUUGCACCAUUUUUUUUGUUUGUUUUUGGCGGUUAAAAAGUAUUUAAUGGAAUUAAAUUCCUUCUAAGGGUUAAUUUAAAGUUCAAUAAAAAAUAUUUUAAUUAAGAAAGCAGACAAACACAA